Molecule: messenger RNA, 2889 nt
Organism: Perca flavescens (yellow perch)
Lineage: Eukaryota; Metazoa; Chordata; Actinopteri; Perciformes; Percidae
Exons: 5
Coding region: 75-2558 (827 amino acids)
Biological process (GO): DNA recombination; DNA integration
Molecular function (GO): DNA binding
Source: RefSeq, a predicted model, not a curated record
AAGGCAAAGAGAAGAAAAGCGAGCAGAAGAGAUGCAGAGGGAGGAAAAGAGAAAGGAGACAAGGUGUCAGUCACAUGAGAGAGUAUGUUCCACCUUCAGUUUCUGAGUCAGAAGAUUCCCUUUCAGAGGACAAGUGCACCAAGAUAAAAAAGAGGCAAAGAGAGAAAGAGAAGAGCAACAAUGAGAGUAAUAUUGAGAGGAAGAGAAGAAAGGCAGAGAGAGGAAAAAAGAAAAGUGAGGUACUGAGAGAAAGCAAGCAAGGGAGAGGGGUGCUGAAAGGAAAAGCCAAAGUAAGAAAUGAGCAGAAGGGAAGAGAGAAAGGAGAAAAACUGUCAAACUCAAGUUCCUCAUCAGACAAUGAAGACUCUGAAUCUUCUAGUGACUGUGAUGAGGUUUCAGUCAUGACAUUAAAAAAGAGAGAGGAUGGGGGCAGAAUAUACAGUAAAAAACAAUACUGCUGCUUUUGCUUUUUGCCAUUCAGUAAAAUGGCUCGCCACUUGGAGGCAAGACAUAGUAAUAUACCAGAGGUGAAAAGAGCAGUACGUUUUCCGAAAGGAUCUAAAGAACGGAGAAUUCAACUUGAUCUCCUAAGAAAUAGAGGUAACCGUAUACAUAACAAUAAGGUGCUUAAAGAUGGAAGAGGAGUGAUGAUCCCAAGUCAGCAGAACAGUGAGCCUGUCACCCCAAAUGAAUAUAUGCACUGCAUUAAUUGUGAGGCAUUACUCAAAAGGAAAGGCUUGUGGAGGCACAUGCAAAGAUGUCAUCUGGCCAAGAAAGUUGGUUCCUUAGCACCAGGAAAAACUAGAGUACAAUCACUUUGUGCUUUUAUGCAGCCAGUCCCAGAUGAUGUCAACAAAAAUCUUUGGAAACUUGUAAAUGACAUGCAUCAGGAUGAAAUAACAGACACAAUUCGAAGUGAAAACUGCAUAAUAAGACUUGGAGAGAAGCUUUACAAUAAGCUUGGACAUGACGUAACGAAACACGAAUACAUCAGGCAAAAGAUGAGAGAGACCGGAAGACUAAUACAUAAAGCAAAGUGUAUUGGCAAACUUAAGACAACUAACGAUUUCUUUGUUCCAGGUAACUUUGCUCAUGUUGUGGAAGCUGUGAAGAAAGUGGCUGAAUUUGAUGAGGAGAAAGGUCUGUACAAAACUCCAUCACUGGCUUUAAAGCUAGGCCACAACCUCAAAAAAAUGGCAAAUAUAGUCGAAUGUGAAGCCAUGAUGUCACAAGAUGAGAGUGCCCUGCACAAUGUGCGUACAUUCAAACGGCUUUAUGAAGCCCGAUGGACUGAGUGUGUGUCAACACAUGCACUCAGGAAUCUAAAAGAAGCAAAGUGGAACGCACCUACGCUCCUUCCCUUCACUGAGGAUGUUAAAAGAAUGCACAAGUACAUUGAUGAACAGCGGAUUGAGUACCAAACAAAACUGCUCGAAGCACCAAAUAAGAAAAGCUGGUCGGAUUUGGCCAACCUCACACUCGGUGAGAUUAUACUGUUUAAUCGCAGGCGAGAGGGCGAGGUAGCAAAAAUGCCUCUCAAAGCUUUCACUGUGAGAGACACCGCUUCAGUUCAUCCAGAUGUUGAAAUUGGAUUAACUGACCUAGAGAAGAAGCUCUGCAGGUACUUUAAGCGCAUAGAGAUCCAGGGAAAACGUCAAAGAAAGGUCCCUAUCAUCCUCACGCCAAAUAUGCUCUCAUCCAUGGAGGCUCUAGUUGAGAAUCGCAUACAAUGUGGAGUUCCCAAUGAAAACCACUUCCUGUUUGCAAGGCCUGAAGCACGAACACAUCUUAGAGGAUCAGAUGCCAUCCGACAACUUGCACGCAAGUGUGGGGCCAAGCAUCCAGAGGCCCUGUCAUCCACUAAAUUGAGGAAACAUGUGGCCACCAUGUCAAAAGUCCUAAACUUGCGGGAUAAUGAAAUGGAUGACCUUGCCGACUUUCUUGGCCACGACAUUAGAGUACACAGACAGUUCUACAGGCUCCCCGAGGGUACAUUACAGCUCGCAAAGAUCAGCAAAGUCCUUGUGGCCCUUGAGCGAGGACAAAUGUCAGAGUUCAAAGGAAGGAACCUUGAUGAGAUCAGCAUUGACCCAAAUGAGGAAAUGGCUGGGGACAGCAAUCUAUCUGAGAACGAGGAGUGUGAAAUGACCCCGGACCAGUUGCUUUUAACAGCCGGAUCAAGGCGAAAAAGGAAGUGCACGACUGAAGUUGAAUCUGACAGUGAUUCACAGGACACUACAGUGUGUCCCGUGAGUAAGACUGCAACAAAAAAAAGACCAGAUAACAAGAAGCCAGUGGGUGAAGACAAAUCUCCAGGUGAAUCCCAGAUCACCAAAGGUUCAUCAAAAAUGGCGAGAAGGAAGUGGAGCACAGAGGAGGUCCAGGCUGUGGAGAGCAAUCUCAUGGACAACAUCAACUCUGGCAGGGUUCCUGGUAAAGCCCAGUGUGAAGCAUGUAUCAAGGCAUCUUCAGAGGCGCUUAUGGGAAGGAGCUGGCAGGCAGUUAAGUUCUAUGUGAAGAACCGCAUUGACACUUUAAAGCGUCUGGAAAAAAACUAAUGGAAAUAUAAAUUGUAAUCACUGAACAUAAUUCUUUUUUGCUAUCUAGUUUUUCUACAAUCCCACAAGUAGGUACAGCUCUAGCUUUAAUUUAGUUCAUAUUUGAGCAUGUAAAGACAUUUUAUUAAGAUUGAUUGUCACAGCCAUGUCAACAGCUAUUUUGCUUUCAAAUUUAAGGUGUCUACAUCCUCUGUUAUUUCAUUGAGUGAUGUCAUUUUAUUUUUUAUCCUAAAGAACAUUGUGGUAGUGGGUCAUGGGUGGUUGGAGAAAUGGAGGUAGAGAGGGACACAGGUUGUAGAGAGAGACAUGUAUGCAGGGAGAGUGACAGGUU